Messenger RNA from Phragmites australis (common reed), 486 nucleotides. RefSeq lists its product as uncharacterized. Gene Ontology annotation, biological process: protein ubiquitination. Bases 1 to 486 code for a protein of 161 amino acids. Lineage: Eukaryota; Viridiplantae; Streptophyta; Magnoliopsida; Poales; Poaceae. The record is from RefSeq and is a predicted model, not a curated record. Gene Ontology annotation, molecular function: ubiquitin protein ligase activity. Gene Ontology annotation, cellular component: cytoplasm. The transcript is spliced from 3 exons.
AUGGAGCUUACCAUUGGGAGCAAGAUGGUGCCUAUGGUUUUCUUCAUCGUCAAUGUUCAAGGUAUAUCGGCUUUUGUUGCUUUAGUCGAUGCUUCAGUAGAUUGGCAACAUAUAAAUGUACAAUGUUUAUCUGGUCAAGACCUUUCUAGCUAUGAUUCUGUAGUGUUACUAGGGAUGGUAACAGUCGUGUUCAGCGAGCCCAAGGCGCUGCUCCGCUACUGCGGUGAGGAGGUGAUGCAGACCCUGGACCCCAAGACAGGCAACCCUGCGCCCUGCGGGAUCUGCUUGGACGGCCUGGCGAGCUCGAGCAGGACGGCGCCGGUGAACUUUCCGUGCAGCCACGCGUUCCACUCACAGUGCAUCACCAAGUGGCUCUUCAAAGGGACGGCCUGCCCGCUGUGCCGGCACGACCUCAGGGGCCUCGUCGCCUCGCCGGGCACGCGGCCAUGGGAGGGACUUGGCGGCACGCCGGGCACGCGGCCAUAA